GAUAUACUAUAAUGAUUUGACAGAACUGUUUUAUCUUUACCCCCAAUUAUCAAUGGUGCACAUUCAGCCAUCACUCUGGAGACUAAGAAUGUAUUGAUUGAAUGUACUGCUACUGAUCUGACAAAGGCGAAGAUUGUUUUAAAUAUAAUGGUGACAGCCUUCUCAGAAUAUUGUGAAAAUAAGUUUGUCAUUGAACCAGUUGAAGUGAUUUCUUCCGAUGGAAAGUCACACAUAUAUCCUGAUUUAUCUGUCUACAAUAUGGAAGUUUCUCUAUCUUACGUUACUGGAUUGACUGGGGUAUCAUUGGAGGCAGAAGAGGUCACUAAGCUCUUAAAUCGGAUGCAAUUGCAAGCUGAACAGUCUACAUCUGACAAUAAGCAGUGUAACUUUGUUGUAUCUGUACCUCCCCAUAGAAGUGAUAUUCUUCACCCGUGUGAUGUUAUGGAGGAUGUUGCAAUUGCUUAUGGAUUCAAUGCUAUCAAGGAUAAAGCAGUAGUAGAUAAUCGGGGCUCAAAGAGAUUGGCUACUUCCUUGACAAUGCUUCCUCUGAAUGAGCUUAGUGAUCUUAUCAGAAAAGAGGUCGCAAUGAUUGGGUUCACAGAGGUCUUGACAUUUAUACUUUGCUCUAAAAGGGAAAACUUUGCCUUGCUAAACCGCAAAGAUGAUAAAUCUAAAGCAGUCGUCAUUGGAAACCCUAGGUCUUCAGACUUUGAGGCUGUCCGGACUAGUCUUAUGCCUGGUAUUUUGAAAACUGUUGCUCACAACAAGGAUCAUCCAAAGCCCAUAAAGAUUUUUGAAGUGGGUGAUAUAGCAAUUUUGGAUGACAAAAAUGAUGUUGGCGCAAAAAAUCUUCGCCAACUUGCUGCACUGUACUGUGGUGCUAAUGCGGGAUUCGAGAUAAUUCAUGGCUUGGUGGACAGAGUAAUGGAAAAGAAUGGUGUUCCCUUUGUUUCACCUGGUGAUAAAGCAGGUUAUUAUAUUGAGCGGUCAGAUGAGCCUGAGUUUCUUGCUGGUAGACAAGCUAGAAUCAUUUACAAGGGAAAGCACAUUGGCACUUUUGGCAUUGUUCAUCCAGAGGUAUUAAACAACUUCGACAUUCCGGAUCCCUGCUCCUUUGUUGAACUUAAUAUUGAAAGUUUCAUAUAAAGAUUAUUUGUAGCAAAUGUAAGUGUCUCCAUCCUAAACUAUUUCAGUCUGCGAUGAUGCAAAUGCAGUUUGUAUUUUCUCAUUGCUGUUGCGCUUCUACGUCUUUCACCCCCCCUUCCCCCAACUACUACACCACCUCCUUCCUCUUGUAAUUUUUGUUAGGCUGAUAUUGAUCUCCCUGUAGGUAGUCAUUUUCCCCCCUCGUUUUUUUUGAAAUUAUUGUUCUUUCAAGCUCGGAAUCAAGAUGCUCAACUGCUUGAGUGAUUAUUCAAAUUCUUUGAGCUUAAAUGUAACUUUAUAUGUCCGAGAUGAGGGGUGUUUGUAUCAUUUUCUAUACUCAAGUUUCUCCGUUUCAUAUGUUUAGAACAUCAAAAGCAAUGAAUUACCUGAUAGGGAUAAUUUCAACCGUGAACUUUAGAGCUAUUGUUGAAAACAGUUGAAUUUGGCCUUAAAACAGACAGGAUAUUGAUAC
Gastrolobium bilobum is the source of this 1618-nucleotide messenger RNA. Its product is annotated as phenylalanine--tRNA ligase beta subunit, cytoplasmic. Lineage: Eukaryota; Viridiplantae; Streptophyta; Magnoliopsida; Fabales; Fabaceae. Gene Ontology annotation, cellular component: phenylalanine-tRNA ligase complex. The transcript is spliced from 10 exons. The coding region runs from base 148 to 1146 and encodes 332 amino acids. Gene Ontology annotation, biological process: phenylalanyl-tRNA aminoacylation. Gene Ontology annotation, molecular function: phenylalanine-tRNA ligase activity; ATP binding; magnesium ion binding. The record is from RefSeq and is a predicted model, not a curated record.